CGUAUUUCUUUCCAGCAAACGUGGUAAUUUGCGAAACGCUCGAACUACUUCCAUAAAACGAAUAUAAUUUCUGUUUUUUUAACAACGCGAAAUUUAGCCAUUCAAUCAAUUUAUAUCAAACAGUGCAACACUUCGAAAAAAGUGACUAAAAACGAGUGAAAAGUCGUGCAAAAAUGAAACGUUUACUUAUAUUUCUCGCAUCGAUUUCCAUGGUGGAACUUUCUCCUGCUAACUUGACUGAUUUCAACGCUAUGUCAAAAAUGAUAGAUCCGGUAUCUCUAGCUGCCUCCACUAUGGCAUGGGAUUGCGCUUGCGAUAAAGCAUGCGAUAUGGGCGAGCAAAUCAUCACACCUUUCAUUGAAAGUUUUCACGGGGGUGGAAAAUCAAUCCCUGGUGCAGGCAUAUGGAAUUGGUUUAAAGAGAAAGCUAGCGGAGUAACUGCUAUUGUAAACAACGGUUUUGAUUUGUUGAAAUCAAAAGUUAACGAGUUUGGAGGCGAUGUUACGAAUUCAAUUGGUGUUCUGGUCACCGAAGGUACUCAACAAGUGAAACAAUAUUACGACGAUGUGUUGCUUCAUCAUAAUCAAAGCAAUCCGUUGCAGUUGUUCUGUGAUAAAACUCGUAGUUUAGGAUUAUGUAAAUGUUUCUUGAAACGGGUUGCUGAGAAGCUUAGUGCAUUUACAAGUAGUUCAGACAGUUGAAGAGUGGUAUUGUGUGUUACCUAUUUGUAAUAAUUGACUUGAGAUCUUAUCGCCCUUAUGGAAUAUUUAUUGAGAUUCGACCACUUUCACCCGCAAUUUUUGGAACAAUUUUCGCGAUGUCAUCACUCAAAUUCGAACAAAUUUUUGAUUGAUAGAAAAGUCUCCCCCUCCCCACAAAAAUGCAAAGUUGUUAUUUUUCAUUUUCGAACGAAGUUUCUAACACAAUCGAUUUCAUUUUAAAAAAUGGGUAAAAAUUUAUUGUUUUGAAUCUUUUAUGAGAAAAAAAGUAAAGGUUCAAGCCACGAAUGAGAAUUUUUGUGGUCUUUUGAUGAUGUAAUGUAGCACCAAACUUUUUUUCAAUCCCCGCACUAAGUUCAAAAAAAAACACAAAAAAAUCAAAGACGAUCCACUAUAAUACCUAUAUGAACCUACUCGUAAAAUUUUCCAUGUAAACAUAAUAAUUUUUUUAUUUACAUUUUGUAACAAUUGUUUUAAUUUAAUUAAAUUUUCAUGUGCA
Molecule: messenger RNA, 1218 nt
Organism: Planococcus citri (citrus mealybug)
Lineage: Eukaryota; Metazoa; Arthropoda; Insecta; Hemiptera; Pseudococcidae
Exons: 2
Coding region: 174-701 (175 amino acids)
Source: RefSeq, a predicted model, not a curated record